AUGCCAGCCACAUCAACAAUUGAACAACGCUCAUUAGCCGUUGAAGAAUGCCUCAAGAUCAACAAAGGACUCUCCACCAUCUCAUUGCUAGAUAAUUGGCGAAACGAAACCUUCCCGGUAUACGGCCCAGAAGGACAGGUACUCCUCAACAUGGAGCGCUGCGCAAGCGCGUUGUUCGGAAUUGUGACCUAUGGUGUCCAACUUCUAUGCUAUGUCAACUGCAAAGAAGGACCCCGACUGUGGAUAGCCAAGCGGUCGGAAAGAAAGCAAACCUACCCGGGGAUGCUCGACACAACUGCAGCUGGCGGCCUUGGCUCUGGAAUACUUCCAUUUGACGCUCUUAUCUCCGAAGCGUAUGAGGAGGCAUCCAUCUCGGAAGACACAGUAAGAGCGAAGGCCAAACCAAUGAAUGCGCUCACGUAUUUCCAUGUGCGUGGGAAUAAAGCAGGCGGGGAGAGUGGCUUGUUUCAGCCAGAAGUCGAAUAUACUUACGCCAUGGAAUUGGAUCAGAGCAUAAUACCAAGACCUCGAGACAACGAAGUGGAAUCAUUCCAGCUCUUCACCGUUGAUGAAGUACUAGAUCAUCUCAAGAAAGGAUGUUUCAAGCCAAAUAGUGCUAUUGUCGUGGUGGAAUUCCUCAUUCAGCAUGGUAUUCUGAAUUGCGUGAACGAGCCGAACUAUGAUGCAAUCAUGUCACACCUACAUCGCAGGCUCGGAUUUCCGAUCUUGAUUCAGUCGUCGAAAUAA
This is a messenger RNA of Penicillium olsonii, 747 nucleotides long. NCBI's taxonomy places the organism in Eukaryota, Fungi, Ascomycota, Eurotiomycetes, Eurotiales, Aspergillaceae. The record is from the annotation of a GenBank genome assembly.